GGCUCUACCAUUACCCUGACCCCGACCUUGGGGACACCGUGAGACCCACACCCCGUGCCCCCCGUCCGUGGGGUGACCCACCCCGGGAAGGGAACACCUGCUGCGGCUGCCGCUCGUAAUCCCCGGCCUCUAAACGGAUUAAAGGCGAUCACAUCAAAGGAGGGGGGAUGCCCUUGGGGGCACCCCGGUGCCUUAAACACGAGGGGUCGUUCGGGGCUCGUCCAGCGGGGCGGGCGGGCAGCGGCGCCCGGUGCAACCCCGGUGCACUACAAGUCCCGAACGACCCCGCAGAGAUGCAGGAGCCGGGGGUGUGCUGGGGGGGGAGAUCCGAGCGGGGAGCGGGCGGGGAUGAUGUCAGCCUGCGGGGAGCCCCGGCGUGGCCAAUGGCGCUGCGGGGCCGGGCCAGCGGCAGCGGCGGGGGCGGUGGCGGCGGCGAUAGCGGCGAGAGCACGGAGCCCAUUCAUGAUCCAGCGAACGGGGCCGGUGGCGAGCAGAGCGGAGCCGGUGCCCCGUAAAGCGGCGCCGGUACCGCCGGCAUGGAGACAUCGGGGCAUCUCCACGAUUCGGGCGUGGGGGACUUGGAGGAGGAUGGUCGGUGUCCCUGCCCGUUACCGGGGGAUGAACGGUCACCGCCGCCGCCCUCCGCGCUGCCGCCGCUCCAGCACAGCCUGUUGCACUCCUCGCCCGGGUCGCUACGGGCCCCUCCUCCUCCUCCCGCCGCCCCCGCCGCCCUCCACCCUUCCUCCCGCCACGGCAGCCAGCUCAACCUCGGCGACCACCCAGCGGGCUCUGGCGUGGCGAGCAGCAAGCACCGGCAGCCCAGCCCUCUGGUUCACCGGCGGGACAGCAACCCCUUCACCGAGAUCGCCAUGAGCUCCUGCAAGUACAGCGGCGGCGUGAUGAAGCCCCUCAGCCGACUCAGCGCAUCCCGGCGGAACCUCAUCGAGGCCGAGCCGGAGGCGCAGCCCCUGCAGCUCUUCGGUGCCGGCGAGCCCCCCGAAAUCGUGGUCUCACGCGAGGACAACCACGCGCCCACCGCCCACCGUCCCGCCCGGCCGGCCGCCCGCCCGGCCCCCACCACCUUUGCCAAGGGGCCCAAGCGCAAGGCACAGAACAUCGGCUACCGGCUCGGGCACCGCCGGGCGCUCUUCGAGAAGAGGAAGCGCCUCAGCGACUACGCGCUCAUCUUCGGCAUGUUCGGCAUCGUCGUCAUGGUCAUUGAGACCGAGCUCUCCUGGGGGCUCUACUCCAAGGACUCCAUGUUCUCCCUGGCCCUGAAAUGCCUUAUAAGCCUCUCCACCGUCAUCCUGCUGGGCCUCAUCAUCGCCUACCACACCCGGGAGGUGCAGCUCUUUGUGAUCGACAAUGGAGCUGACGACUGGCGGAUAGCGAUGACGUACGAGCGCAUCCUCUACAUCAGCCUGGAGAUGCUGGUCUGUGCCAUACACCCCAUCCCCGGGGAGUACAAAUUUUUCUGGACAGCUCGCCUGGCUUUCUCCUACACACCAUCUCGGGCAGAGGCUGAUGUGGACAUCAUCCUGUCCAUCCCCAUGUUCCUGCGCCUCUACCUGAUCGCUCGGGUGAUGCUGCUGCACAGCAAGCUCUUCACCGACGCCUCCUCGCGCAGCAUCGGGGCGCUCAACAAGAUCAACUUCAACACCCGCUUCGUCAUGAAGACCCUCAUGACCAUCUGCCCUGGGACGGUGCUGCUGGUGUUCAGCAUUUCCCUCUGGAUCAUCGCUGCGUGGACAGUCCGCGUGUGUGAGAGGUACCAUGACCAGCAGGAUGUAACCAGCAACUUCCUGGGUGCUAUGUGGCUCAUCUCCAUCACCUUCCUCUCCAUCGGCUACGGGGACAUGGUCCCACACACCUACUGUGGGAAGGGAGUGUGCCUGCUCACUGGCAUCAUGGGCGCUGGAUGCACAGCACUGGUGGUGGCUGUGGUGGCCAGGAAGCUGGAGCUCACCAAAGCUGAGAAGCAUGUCCACAACUUCAUGAUGGACACGCAGCUGACGAAGCGGAUCAAGAACGCGGCAGCCAACGUCCUGCGGGAAACGUGGCUGAUCUACAAACACACCAAGCUGCUGAAGAAGAUCGACCAUGCUAAAGUCAGAAAGCACCAGAGGAAGUUCCUACAAGCCAUCCACCAGUUACGGAGCGUGAAGAUGGAGCAGAGGAAGCUGAGUGACCAAGCCAACACCCUUGUCGACCUCUCAAAGAUGCAGAACGUGAUGUACGACCUCAUCACGGAGCUAAACGACCGCAGCGAGGACCUGGAAAAGCAGAUCAGCGGCCUGGAAUCCAAGCUGGAGCAGCUCAGCGCCAGCUUCAACUCCCUGCCCCUGCUGAUGGCCGACAUGCUGCGGCAGCAGCAGCAGCGCCUGCUCACCGCCGUGCUGGAGGCCCGGGGCGUCGGUGUGCCCGUGGGCACCCCCCAGACACCUCUCUCUGAGAGCCCCAUCGGGGUCAGCUCCACCUCCUUCCCCACCCCUUACACGAGCUCAAGCAGCUGCUAAAACACGGCCCCCGCCGUGGACAGGGGAAGCGUUUCCACACAGAUCAUGAGGUCUCUGUGAACUUUCCUCUGGUCCUUGGACGGCUGCAGGACCCUUCAGCUGGAGCCAGUGGGACCAGCAGCGCCGAGCACCGCUCGGAGCUUUGCCAACGCCUUGGUAUGGGGAAUUGCAUCCCUGUUCAGGUGCCUCUACACGUGGUGAAGGAAGGGGACAGAAGGUGAUGCCUUGGGCCAGCCUGGGCCGUGGCGUCCGGUGGCAGACGGAAAACCCACGCUCAAUCUCAGGUCUUCACGUUUGAAAACAAAACGAAACAAAACAAAACAAAACACCAAGUCAGAAGCACUGAAGCAACGGAGACACCGGAGGGAGAGUUUUUCUCCCUGGGGCACCCCCCCUGGCCCCCCUGCCCCUCUCACGAUUGCCAAACCUCGCCAGGCAGAUGCCAGUGUGGGGAGGUUUGUUAUGCAGGCUCUGGCUGACGCUGCCUAUGCUCCAUUCCAUCUUCUUGCCAGGACCCACAGGACAGCCCCCUCACUCCAAAGCUGGGUGACAAUGUCUGACUGUAACCUUCCUGUGGAGUUCUCUGGAGCUGUGAGUGUUUUCUACCCGGAGAAGAGCAAUGGACGCUUCUUCUUUCUGGUCCUUAGUGUCAUAUUCUGCCUGGAGACACAUGCCAGAGCCAGGAAAGCAGUGCCUACAGCGUGCAGGGCCACGCAGGGCUGCCCCCAGCCAGUGUGUUGGUGGCCAGUGAUGGGGCUGGCAGGCCAGCUCGGGCACUGAGGGGCUCUCCAGGUGCUCACAUCACUGCCUGCUGGGAGCCUCCCAGCAUCUCGCAAAGCCAGUGGGCUCAUUGCAGCAGUCUCAGAAGUGCUGGAUGAACACCCCAUCAGCUCCAACUGUCUCCACUUGUGCUGGGAACAUCCAUGCUUGAGCCCAGUUGGCAAUGUCGAGUCCACCAGGAUCAAGCAGGAGCUCACUGGCAAGUGAUGUGGUAGCAGGGGCAGGUGCUUCAUCUGUUUAAAACAAAGCCCAUGGCCUUCGUGCCGCUUCUGCUGGGUUUGGUGGAGGGCAGCAGCACUCUCUGGCACCGUCUUGGCAGAGGCACUGCUGCCCAUGCCCGCCAAAGUGCAGCACCUCAGACUCCAUUAUACUUUUUUGCUGGUGUUCAGCUUCCUGAGGUACCCUUGGCAUCACCUGGCUGCUUCUGGAACCAGCCACUUUCUGUUUUGCAUUCACCAUUUCUCUCUUUUUCUUCCCCAGUGUCAUGCUCUGGCUUUCCUGGAUCCUUGCAUGGAGCCAUGCCAGGCUCCGACUUUGGGGUUGGUGUUUGCUGCUUUCCAUGAAAACUCAGCAGAGAGUAUUUAUAUAUUUUUAAACAGAUGAAGUAACUAUGUAAUUACUCUGCAAUAUUAAUUACACCUCACCCAGCAGUGUCAGUAAUUGUAAUCAGUCACUGUGCUACUCCAGGUAUACUCAGCCUGUAACGCUCUCCUUUGUAACUUUUUCCCUUCCAUAAAUAAUGCUGGAUUUUGUGCACACAUAGGGGUAGAGACACAGCACCCUCCUGCACCACCACCCCUACACCCCCAAUGCUGAAGAAUUCUCUUGCUGCCAGUGGUGUGAGGUGGUUUCACUCCUUGUGCCCUGCAGCUGGAGUUACACAGAAAAUAACCUGUAGUUAGUGAGGAGUACUGCCCCCACGCUGGCCCAAGGAGGAGGAGGAGGAGAAGGAGGAGGAAGAAGGCUGUAAGGCAACAGCAGGAGCACUGCAAAAUGAGAUCCCUGUGCUGCAGAGGUGUUGGUAGCAGGGGACAAGUACAAUCAUCCCUGUUUCCUUCAGGCAGGCCAGGUGCCCAUUGCUGCUGGUCCUUGGCCAGUGGGAGAUUCACAGCUGCUGGGAAAGAGCUGCUCUUCCAAGCUCUUGUAAUUACCACUGAUAUCCCACGGAUGGCUGGGGAUUCACUGCUGCCUUGGAAGCCCCCCAUGAUCUCCCUGUGUGCCUGUGGGUGGCCCCCUGUCCACCUUGCCCAGCAGAAGCUCCUUGCUGAUCUCUCUCAGGAGGUUUUCAGCACAGCAAUGGAGAAUAUGUUAGAAAUUCUGAGAAACAGCCUGAAAUGCAGCAUUUUUCCCUGGCCUGCAGGCAGCUGGUGGAGAAAAAUGCUUUCUGGGCUUCAGAUAGGAGCAAACUGCCCAUGGAAUGGUGCUGUGCAUGGGAUGAGGUGUGAAGACGUGUCCUGGGGCAUCAGAGAGCCAGAGGAAGUAUUGAUUCUUAAGGAUCAAUAUUGCCAGCACAAAAAUCAGUCUGGGAAAUCCAACCAAGUGAGACAAGUGCUGCCAGCUGCAGGCCCCAGGGCUGGAGCUGGUAAGGACCACAGUGAGAGAGCUGGGAUUGCAGCUGGAGCAAGAGAGCCUUGCUCUGGGGCAGAGCAGCUGCUGCUGCAGUGGGAUUUCGACGAGGCUGGGUCCCUGUGCACCCUAAACCUUCCUCCCUGGCCUCACCUCAGCACAAGCUGCAGUGCAACAACCCUUCUGCCUGGGACCUGGCAGCCCAGGGUCUGCACCCUGCAUCCCACACACCCCAGACCCCUAUCCCACCCCUGCACCAUUCCACACCCCUGAAUGCCCACCCUAAUCCCCAUAUCCCACCCCUUCACCCACUCCCCUGCCAGUUCUUCAGCACUGGCACCAGUAACCCUCACCCAUUGCUCCCAGUGGACUCCACCGUGGCCAGCACUGAGACCAACCCCCUCCAGCCCUGCUGCCAGGAGCCCAGAGCCCACCUGAGGCCACAGUGAGGGCAGGAAUGGUGAGGAGCCCCCAGGGCAGGGCAGCCCAGCAGAGCUGCUCCCUGAUGGCAGCUCUUGGUCACCAGCAGCCUCGGUUGGCACAGCUCCAGUGAGUGCUCCCCAGCCUGUCCUGUCCACACGCCUGAGAUGAUCGCUUUGGGUACCCUAAGGGACAUCAGGACAGAGAGAAGAGCCGAGAUCAGCAACCAAGGUGGAGGAACAGCACAAGAGGAAAAUCGCAGCGAUGCCGACCUCCUGCAAGCUGGGAAGCCUCUGAUCCCACAGUCCAAUGGGGCCAAUCCCCACUGCCCCUCCAGGAGCCACCUGACCCAGCCAGUCCCAUUUUUGGCACAGUCUUGGGGGCUUUUUUUUGCUCCACGACUCUCCUUCCUGCUCCGCCUGCAAGGAACUAUCCUAGAAACACCAGAAAAAUUCCACAAUCUCUCUGCAAACUCAUGGAUGUUUCUGUCCAGACUUAAGGAGCUUUGACCUGGGUUUGCAUCUUGCCUCUGUACUGCUCGCUUCUUUUUUAUUGAUAGGGGAAAGCAUAAUAGUUUAUUUUAACUAUGAAAUAUAUUGCUAUAUUAUGAUGGUUAUGGUAACUUUCAA
Molecule: messenger RNA, 5911 nt
Organism: Passer domesticus (house sparrow)
Lineage: Eukaryota; Metazoa; Chordata; Aves; Passeriformes; Passeridae
Gene: KCNN3
Product: potassium calcium-activated channel subfamily N member 3
Exons: 8
Coding region: 537-2516 (659 amino acids)
Biological process (GO): potassium ion transmembrane transport
Cellular component (GO): neuron projection; plasma membrane; neuronal cell body
Molecular function (GO): calmodulin binding; small conductance calcium-activated potassium channel activity
Source: RefSeq, a predicted model, not a curated record